Labeo rohita (rohu) is the source of this 2540-nucleotide messenger RNA. It is a transcript of the gene ada, whose product is annotated as adenosine deaminase. The transcript has 11 exons. Gene Ontology annotation, cellular component: cytosol; external side of plasma membrane. Gene Ontology annotation, molecular function: adenosine deaminase activity. The record is from RefSeq and is a predicted model, not a curated record. The coding region runs from base 529 to 1635 and encodes 368 amino acids. Gene Ontology annotation, biological process: purine ribonucleoside monophosphate biosynthetic process; T cell activation; negative regulation of adenosine receptor signaling pathway. Lineage: Eukaryota; Metazoa; Chordata; Actinopteri; Cypriniformes; Cyprinidae.
CAUACACUAACCAUAAUCGGAACCUCUUUUAGCUACUAUAAAGUAAAACGUUUUAUUAACUAGUUAAGUAAACAUUACAAGCGCGGCGCGACGCAGACAGAACGCUUCCGACACACUGGUUUGGAGCGUUGACAGGUUCAGCAUUCGAGUAUCUCGCGUCGGGUCGGUAGUAGCGUAGAUGUGGCAUACUGUGUUCCUAAAAAGCUUCUAAUAGGAUUCCGCUUUAAUCUCUUCCCAUGGCGUAAAUCAGGUGCGGUUGUCAGUUUAGUUUGCUCGGAUACUGUUGUCACUCUUCUGAACGUGUUCAGCCGUGUUUAGUUGCUUUUUGCACGCUGAUGUUGUUGAGGCGGGGUUCAUCUCUCAUAUUAUCUGUCCACAAGGCGUGUUCUUUGUCCGCGCCUGGGUUGGAGAGUGUAUAAUAGUAAAGCGCAUGGGGAAGCUAAACUUCGCUGCUUGAGCUGACAGGUUCCGGAAAGCGGGUGUUCAAGUUAUAUCACGACAGAUUCACACUUCGAGUGGCAGAAAAGAAUGGAAAACCAGAAAAAAAUGGCAGAAAAGAGUGGAAAACCAGCAUUUGAUAAACCUAAGAUUGAGCUACACGUGCAUCUUGAUGGUGCCAUUCGAAUAAAGACCAUUGUAGAAGUAGCAAAGCGACGGGGAAUCACUCUACCUGUGAGCAGCGAGAAUGAAAUGAGAGACCUGUGCAAAGUGUCUGAGCCGACCACACUCACAGAAUUCCUUGGCAAGUUCAAUCACUUCAUGCAUGUCAUUGCAGGGGACAGAGAGGCCAUCAAGAGAAUAGCUUAUGAGUUUGUAGAGACAAAGGCCAAAGAGGGCGUUAUCUAUGCUGAAGCCAGAUACAGCCCUCAUCUGCUGGCCAACAAGGGAUUGGAUCCUCUACCUUGGGACCAAAAACCGGGAGACAUCACUCCUGAUGAAGUGGUGGACCUGGUGAACCAGGGGUUCAAAGAGGGAGAGAAGGCCUUCAAAACCAAAGUCAGGUCCAUUCUGUGCUGCUUGCGUCACAUGCCAAAUUGGUCUAUGGACGUCGUGGAGCUGUGUAAGAAGUAUCGUAACGAUGGAGUUGUGGCAAUAGACCUUGCAGGAGAUGAAGCCAUGAACUGUGAGGCGUACCCAGGACACAAGAGAGCGUUUGAGGAAGCCGUCAGAAGUGAGGUGCACAGAACAGUGCAUGCAGGUGAAGCGGGCUCUGCCAGUGUGGUGAGGGAGGCUGUGGAAGUUCUCAAAGCAGAACGGAUUGGACAUGGAUACCACACUCUUGAAGAUAAAGCUCUGUAUAAACAACUGCUUGAACAAAACAUGCAUUUUGAGAUGUGUCCAGUCUCUAGCAGACUGACAGGAGCAUGUGACCCAGACUUUACCAAACAUCCUCUCAUCACAUUCAAGAAGGACAAAGCUAACUACUCCUUAAACACAGAUGACCCUACUAUCUUCGACUCCACCUUGAACUCAGACUAUAAGGUGGCGAAGAAAUACAUGGACUUCACUGAAGAGGAUUUCAAGAAAUUGAAUAUAAAUGCAGCUAAGUCCUGCUUCCUUCCUGCGAAGGAGAAAGGAGAGCUUCUUAAACAACUCUAUAAGGCCUAUGGCAUGCUGAAUAGCACGGGCUUUUGAGCGCAGCACUGUGUAAACAAGCACGCGCCGAGCAGAGCCUUUCAGGACAUUUGCCUUUUCACACAAUUGUGGAUCCUGAUUUUUUGAAACUGGAGAACUCAUACACAGCGAAAUAUUUACAUAAAAUAAAUAAAAAGCUCCAACAAAGAUUCAACUUUAGUAGCCUACUUAACAUGUCGUUCAUCAAAAUGAAUGUUACAUAUGUCAUUUAUAUUUCCUUAAACACUGUUACAGCAUACUGGUUUUCACCAAAUGCUGUCGCCUUUCAUCUACAUGCACAUUUUUACAAGUAUUGUAAUAUCUGUAGCCUAAACAUGAUGUAUUGGUCUUACUUCAUUUUUACUCAAAUCUAAGCCACUACACUCUUCUUAAUAUACGCACAGAAUACUAUAAUGUAAUAAAAAUGAGGCAUGUUAAACUGUAUAACAUGUGAAAGGUGCUAUCAGAAUAAAAUUAAAUAGUACCUCAGCUGUAUUUUACAAUGGCAAUAAUGUAAAAAUCCAAAACAUUAAAUCGAACAUGAUCUUAUGUCUGGUGCUUACCUGAUGUAUGUUGUACAUGCAUUAUACAGAUCUUUGGAUAAUAGUUGGCUAUUAAAGGUAUUAGAUAUUUGAUGAUGAGAUGCUGUGCAAAACCCCUGUAAAAUUUCUCGUUCCUUUGUUCUAACACCAGAGGGCAUUUACCAAAAGACGAUUCAUUUAACUCAGGUAUGUUAAUAGAGUUAAUUGACUCAGGAGUUAAUUUGCCUAGUAAAAAAAAAAAAAAAAAAUGGUCAGGUUUUACAUUUUGACUUGUAUAAUGUUAAUUGAAAAGGAAAACAUAUGGACUACAAAUGCUAUGGGAAGGAAGGGAAUGAGAGCUUUGUCAAUGUAUGAACUAUCAAUACAAAUAAUUUUGCAUCUGAA